Rhinichthys klamathensis goyatoka is the source of this 2466-nucleotide messenger RNA. Its product is annotated as E3 SUMO-protein ligase ZBED1-like. Lineage: Eukaryota; Metazoa; Chordata; Actinopteri; Cypriniformes; Leuciscidae. The record is from RefSeq and is a predicted model, not a curated record. The transcript has 2 exons. Bases 180 to 1586 code for a protein of 468 amino acids. Gene Ontology annotation, molecular function: DNA binding.
CGAUAAAUCGAUUUUAUCGAUUAACUCGAAUUUGACGUUUAAAGAAAAUCGGGCGAUUUGUUUUUAAUGAAAAUCGGUUUUCACUUGAACUUCCACCACCGACGCUCCCCUUAAUAGGCUUCCGUAGUUCAGAGUGGGCUCAGCGCGCCCCCCGCUCUCCUUACAGCCACACAGACAACAUGGCAGUUAACAAGGAUGAGCUCGUUCCAAAGAAAGGCUCAGUUUCAUCGGUUGUUUGGAAUUGGUUCGCUUUUUUGGUGUCAGACGCACAACAAAUAACGCCACAUUGCAAAGUGUGUUUAAAAGCUGUUGCUACCAAAGGUAGCAGCACAACAAAUUUAUUCCAGCAUCUUAAACAGAGGCAUGCAGCCGAGUGGGAGGUGUGUGCUUCUCAACGAAACGAACAAGACCGCAGUUCAAACACAGACACACCCGCAAAAAAACAAACUACGGUCCUAGAAAGAUUUUCGAACUGUAUCCCCUAUGACAAGAAAGGACCCCGGUGUAAAACAAUCACGGAUUCAGUGGCGAAAUAUAUAGCAAGAGAUAUGGUGCCAAUAUACACUGUGGAAAAGCCGGGGUUUAUUAACAUGCUGAAAGUUGUCGACCCCAGGUAUGUGCUACCAAGCCGCAAAUAUUUUGCCGAAGUUGCCUUGCCUCGCCUGUACAACAGUACUCGUGAAAAGAUCGCUAGAGAGCUGGAGGGGGUGUCGUUUUACUCCGCCACAACGGACCUGUGGUCCAGUCGAACGAUGCAGCCCUAUAUGAGUUUGACUGUGCAUUAUAUUGACGACUGGACUCUGCGAAGCGUCUGCCUCCAAACAGCGUACUUUCCCGAUGACCAUACAGGAGAAAUAAUUGCGCAGGGGCUAAAAGAUGCUUUGACUUCAUGGAACCUUGAUGAAGAACGACUCAUCUGUAUGACAACAGACAGCGGCACCAACAUAAUAAAAGCUCUGAGAGACAAUGAGUGGCCCAACCUCCAGUGCUUUGGACAUAAGCUGUACAACGCUAUAGAGAAUGGUGUGAAGGACCCACGAAUCAAUCGUGCUAUUGGGGUUUGUAAAAAGGCGGUUGCUGCCUUUUCCUAUAGUUGGAUGAAAAGAAGAGAGAUGGCUGAAGUACAGGCUGAGCUUGGUCUACCCAGUCAUCAGCUGGUAACGGAGUCCCCAACCAGAUGGGGUUCACGUCAAAAAAUGAUGGAGAGAUUUCUCGAACAGGAGAAGGCCAUAGUCCGUGUCCUGGGGUCCGACAAGAAAUGCCGUCAUCUUGUCCCCACUUGGCAAGAUAUUGAGGUUUUAGAGUCCGUAAAUAAAGCCAUCAAGCCACUCCAAGAAUUUACAGACGCCCUGUCCGGGGAGGCUUAUGUCAGUGUCUCCUACAUUAAACCGGUACUGCAUUUGUUCAAAAACAAUCUCCUACAGCCAGAGGAGGAAGACACCGAACUCACUAAAACAAUAAAAAGAAACAUAAUGCAGUAUCUUGAUGACAAAUACAGCGACCCUGUGAAGAAUGAACUCUUGGACAUGUCCUCACUGAUGGACCCCAGGUUCCGUACAACGUACAUUGACCCCAAGAAGGUGUAACAAAUCAAGAAAAGAGCUGUCACUGAGCUGAUGUCUCUGCCUGCUGAAAAAAGUACGCCUCAGCAGCCUGGUCCAGCUGUGCAGGUGUGCCAAAGAGAAGCACAUCCUCCGCCCAAUAAGAAAAUGACUUUAACUGUUUUCUUCAAGAAGAAUGUGCCAGAGCCAUCUUCUCAAUAACCAGAGGAAGUGAAAGUAGAGACAGAGCAGGCAACCUACCUACUGACCCCUGAGGUUGACCCAGACACUGAUCCACUUCAGUGGUGGAAACGUCACGAACCAAACUUCCCAAGGCUCAGUAAUCUGGCCAAAAAAUACAUGUCUGUCCCUGCUACAAGUGCCCCAUCAGAAAGGCUUUUCAGUGUGGGAGGGGGAAUUGUUACAUGUAACCGGGCAUGCCUCAAGCCAGAGGUAGUAGACAGGCUUGUCUUCCUGGCUAAAAAUGCAUAAAAGAAGAAUGUUGAAACUAAAGUAAUGGAUGCAGAUGUUUCAUUUUGUUUACAAGUUCAGGGAUUCAGAACAACUGUUGAAAGUUGUGUUUGCCCUUUAUGAAUACCACUGUUAAAAGUAUGUAUUUUUGUAAUACAUCUAAUUUUGUCAUUUUUGUUACAUUUAUUUGACCAAAAUUGUUUUUUCAAACUUUAUUUAUUAUUUAUAUUUUAAGUUAUUUUGAAGGUGCAUUGUGUCACUGUAAGUUUGAAGUUAUUAUAAAACUGAUAAGCUAGCUACAUUUUCACUGUUUACAAUGGCAGGGCCUGCCAUCUCGUUUACAAGCAUGUUUUGAGGCUUUUUUCCUGUUACACUUAUGCCCCAAGGGGACAUUUAGAUUAAACUGCAUAAGGGAAAAUCAGAACGAAAUAAAGAGUAUAUUUGUUUUGAGCAA